Messenger RNA from Ilyonectria robusta, 2430 nucleotides. RefSeq lists its product as uncharacterized. NCBI's taxonomy places the organism in Eukaryota, Fungi, Ascomycota, Sordariomycetes, Hypocreales, Nectriaceae. The transcript is spliced from 7 exons. Gene Ontology annotation, molecular function: DNA-binding transcription factor activity, RNA polymerase II-specific; zinc ion binding; transcription cis-regulatory region binding. The record is from RefSeq and is a predicted model, not a curated record. Gene Ontology annotation, biological process: regulation of DNA-templated transcription; DNA-templated transcription. The coding region runs from base 78 to 2144 and encodes 688 amino acids. Gene Ontology annotation, cellular component: nucleus.
GGUUUGCACGUCCGCCUGGAUCUUUGAAAAUCCAUACCGGAUAUCACACAUCAUUUCACCAGCAUAGGCGCCUAUGAAUGGAUGCCGACGCUGCGGCGGGCACCACCAGCCCUCCGAUAGAGGCCCGGCACGGCCGCGACAACCUUGGACUGGGCCGUAACGGAGCCGGCGCCGAUGAUGCCGAGAAGACGUCCGGUCGGCGAAGGGCUUGUAACCAAUGCAAGCAGCAAAAGCUCCGGUGUGAUCUCGCCUCUAGCGAGGAUACGGCGUCACUCGACGUCUGCAGCCGAUGCAACCGACUGGGACUUGAGUGCAAGAUCGACGAUGGGUUUCGAAGGACGAGGAAACGAAGACGCUCGGUGGACUUGGAGAACGAGAUUCGGGAGUUGCGGAAGCAGCUCGAGGAGAGUCGCCAUGUUCCCGCCGCAACAUCCCGGCUAGUACCGGUAGGGUCGACGAACACGGCGAGCUGGGCCAUGGCUACGGGGACAGGAGCUCUUCCCAUCAUCUCACCAUAUGGGAAUCUCGCGCAGACUGACACCAACAGAGUCGCUCCGCCCUCAAUAGCUGGUACAGCUUCUAUUUCUGCCCAAGGGUCUCCAGCAACGGGGACCAGCACGGCGGAACAUUCCCGUAUUCCGGGUCUCACAACUAGACCAGGUGUCGAUGAACCCAUCCCUCGUCGCCCUGUGUACAGUGCCCUUCCACGCCCCAGAGCACUUGGCAAUACCGCGCUCUCUGUGGAAGAGAUUGAUGAAUUGUUUAACACUUAUCUGACAUACUACCACCCCUUUCUGCCCCUUAUCGACGAGACUAAGCCCCCCCACGACUACUACCUGUUGUCUGACCUCCUCUUCUGGAGCAUCAUAUCCGUUGCCUCGAGGCGGAUGAGGUCCCGGCCGACACUGCUGCCGAGGCUCGCCCGAAACGUGACAGACCUGCUGUGGACGACGCUGCGAUCGAUCCCGUACUCUCUGGCGACAGUCCAGGCGUUGGCCCUUCUCUGCACUUGGCCAUUCCGGACAAGCAGCAGCACGGCCGAUCCGACAUUUAUGCUGGUGGGCAUCAUGUUGCAGAUUGGGACGCAGAUGGGGCUCCAUCGUGCUCUGGAUGCCCAAGACUUCGCCAAGGUCCCUACACGACUCGAUGCCAGGGAGUACGCGGAAUGGGUGCGGACUUGGGAGGCCUGCAAUGUUGUUGCCCGAAGCGUGAGCGUUGGCUGUGGGCUUCCUCUUUUUAUACAGACGUAUGACUGGCCUCUGCCAGUGGCUCUCGCAGAAAGCCCACUAGAGCCUCUCGCUCUCGGUGCAUCAUUUCGGUACCACCUACGAAUAGAGCAGUUUCGACUCCGAGUGUCAACCUCCCUGGCGUCCUACGUACCUGAAACUGGGCAACUCGCCUCCAUGCGGGAGAGACUGACUUUGUAUCGUCUACUGAACUCGGGUCUGGCUGAGUUGAAAGCCGAGGAACAUGAAACCUCAGCAUUCACCACCUGGUAUCUAGCAGCAGCCAGGCUACACCUCCACGCCUUCUAUCUCUUCGAUGAUGCCGCCACGGACGGGUUCAACGACCGCAUCAUCACCCUAUACCUGACAGCAUCCUCCCUUAUUGAGCUGAGUCUAGAGCAUGACGCUCAGGAAAUCGCUUUCUUCGAGUGUUGCCCCUUUUAUUGCUACCAAGUCUUCGUCUGCGCGGCCUUUACCGUCCUCAAAAUCCUCAUGAACGGCUUCUUCCAAUCGAUUCUCGACGUCGGGUCGGGCACAAAGCUUCUCGAAGCUGCCAUUGCGGCGCUGAGAAAGGUCAGCGUAGCAAACAACGACCUGCCCGCUCGUUUAGGCGACGUCAUCGGCUUCUUCUGUGCGUUGCCAGAUCCGACCGUCAUCGGGGGCGCGACGAUCGAUGACUUGCGGCUCAAGCAGGUAAAAAGCCGGCUGAGUAUGAGUGUAGUGUAUGAUUGUCUAUGGACGUGGAGGAAGCAUUUCCAGACGGAAGAAAAUGAAGUAGCGAGUCGCGAUAACUCCCGCCAUGCUGAAGGCGAGAUCCUCACACCUAAUGAUGUGCAGAGCAUUCUAGGCGCAUUUAAUUUCCCAAUCGGGAUGACCGGUUUCCUGGACAUGGACAUGGACAUAAACAUAGCCUCUUAGGGAGGUAUGCUUACAGUGUUUACUAGCCAAUUUGCUUCAGGCAGCGUUUGCGCGCCUUCCGACACAAUGUCUGGAUGAAAGGCUUCUUCCGGGAUAUGGUUUGGCUCGAAAUACAUCGCUGCGGGGCUCUGACUUUGGGAACACAGGCAAUUCUUGCCUCAUGGGAUUGAGGAGGAUCAGGAUAUACUCGAUCAGCGUAGCAUUAUAUCUGAAUAGGCAUUGGUUAUUUAAAACAGCCAUCUCGGUUUGGCUAUUGAUGCAACGGGGGAACAUGGAUUGUUCUGGG